Symbiodinium pilosum is the source of this 489-nucleotide messenger RNA. The record is from the annotation of a GenBank genome assembly. Lineage: Eukaryota; Dinophyceae; Suessiales; Symbiodiniaceae.
GCCGACAAGGAUGUGGUCCUGGCAGCCGUCCAGGACGUGGGGUUGGCCUUGGAGUUUGCCAGCGACUGGCUUCGUGGGGAUGCUGAGGUGGUGCGAGCGGCGGUGACUCAAAAUGGAACCGCCUUGCGUUUCGCCUCGGAGCGUCUCCAAGGGACCGCGGAGAUCGUCUUGGCUGCCGUUUCCGGGGGCAGCCAGGCCUUUGAAUUUGCCUCGAAAGCCUUGCGGGCGGAUCGCAAGGUCGUCCUGGAAGCCGUGGACCUCAACGGCCUCUCCCUUGAGUUCGUUUCCCCGGAGUUAAAGAAAGACCGGGAGGUGGUGCUGACUGCUGUACGUCAGGACGGCUUAGCUCUGGAGUUCGCAUUUGAAGAGCUUCGCGCUGACAGAGAGAUCGUCAUGGAAGCCGUGCAAGUGAAUGGCCUAGCACUCUGGGACGCCGACGAGACCCUGAAAGCUGACAGAGAAAUCUUGGCUAGUUGCCGAUGGGGCUGA